Molecule: messenger RNA, 837 nt
Organism: Bathycoccus prasinos
Lineage: Eukaryota; Viridiplantae; Chlorophyta; Mamiellophyceae; Mamiellales; Bathycoccaceae
Exons: 1
Coding region: 1-837 (278 amino acids)
Source: RefSeq, a predicted model, not a curated record
AUGUCGACGAUUCAGACGACUUUUUCUGGCAUUUGUUGCAUCGACCACCGUAACCACCGUAACUCGAUGCUCAACCACCACCGCGUGGGAGCAAAAGCGAAGAAAAUGAAGAAGAGGAGGAAGGUUUGUAGUCGUCGUGAUGAUGAUGAUUUUGGCGAAGGUAAAAAUAUAGAUAUGAUGGAGGAAACAAAGUCCGAAGCGGCGGCGAUGAUGGCGGUAGCGAUGAUGAUGACGACGACGAUGACGAUGGUAAACGACCACAACCCAUUUUUCGUGGCAUUCGCGGAGACGAAGUUUCUGCCAAUACCGGAAACGAGCGUGCCUUUGACCUCAACGUGCGGGAACUUCUCCAAAGAACGGUUGGAUAUCGCGAGGCAAAUAUUAAUCUGCAACCAAGAGUCCGGCGCGAAGAACUGGAAGCAAGCGUGCUUGUCGCAUUACUCCGCAAACGUGGAGUACACGGACGGACCGGGGUUGACCAGAGUCGUUGGGCGGGACAACAUGCGGCAAUACUUGAAGAACCAGUUUGAUUUUUCCCGGCAAUGGUUAAGCGUAACGGACGAAGUGUGCGACGCGGAUAAGUACGUCGCGGAAUGGAAUUUAAGCAUGGAUUUGGGGAUAGGGAGCUUUCGAGAUCUUCCCGGGGUAACCGUGUUGAAAUUUAUGGAAGAUGGGAGCGAUUUGGUGAAAUAUCAUCGAGAUUAUCUGCCGGAUGGGAACAUCGUGGAACGACAGCCGGUUGUAGGAAACUUGGUGAAAUUUCAGCGCGAGACGUAUUCGAGAUGCAUGGCUUCGAAAGAAGGCUGCGUUGGCCUGUUAGGCGGACCGGGUAAAUAA